GUGAAAUUUGGAGCCUGCAAUACUCCCAAGCCAAGCUUCUUUGAUUUUGAAGGAAAGCAGAAAUGGGAGGCCUGGAAAGCCCUGGGAGAUACCAGCCCUCACCAAGCUAUGCAGGAGUACAUUGCUGUAGUGAAAAAACUCGACCCCAGUUGGAAUCCACAGACAACAGAGAAGAGGGGAAAGGAAAGCAAAACUGUAUUUGGAGGCCCAGUCGUCAGCUCAUUGUAUCAAGAAGAAACAAUCAGGGAAGAGGACAAGAACAUCUUUGAUUACUGCAGAGAAAACAACAUUGACUAUGUAACCAAAGCCAUUCAGUCAAAAAAAGUGGAUGUGAAUGUCACAGAUGAGGAGGGCCGGGCUCUGCUCCAUUGGGCAUGUGACAGAGGACACAAGGAGCUGGUUUCAGUACUGUUACAGCAUGCUGCUGAUGUGAACAUCCAGGAUGGAGAAGGCCAGACUGCACUCCAUUAUGCUGCCACCUGUGAGUUUUUGGACAUCGUGGAGCUGUUGCUGCAGUCGGGCGCGGACCCCGGGCUGCGGGACCAGGAGGGCUGUCUGCCGCAGGAGGUGACGGACUCCAAAGCCAUCACUGCGGCUCUGCAGCAGCACCUCACCAGCCAGCCCUGA
Acanthisitta chloris (rifleman) is the source of this 627-nucleotide messenger RNA. RefSeq names its product acyl-CoA binding domain containing 6 (gene ACBD6). The record is from RefSeq and is a predicted model, not a curated record. Lineage: Eukaryota; Metazoa; Chordata; Aves; Passeriformes; Acanthisittidae. The transcript is spliced from 7 exons. The annotation marks the transcript as partial. Gene Ontology annotation, molecular function: fatty-acyl-CoA binding; protein binding.